AUCUCCUCCGAAUUUCCAUCUUCUUUCACAUUUCAGUUUUCAUCAAAAAUUUGAGAUCUGAUCGCUUUGAUCGUGAUUUGAAAGAACUCAUCAAUGGCGGGUGUGUCAACCCUUCUCAAAUACAAGUUAACAGUUUUGGGCGAUAAAUCCGUCGGCAAAACCAGCAUUAUUACCAGAUUUAUGUAUGACAAAUUCGACAGCACCUAUCAGCGUACAAUUGGCAUUGAUUUCUUGUCGAAAACAGUGCACCUUGAAGAUUUUCCAGUUCGGUUACAACUUUGGGAUACUAGUGGGGAUGAGAGAUUUAGGAGUCUGAUUCCAAGUUAUAUUGCAGAUUCAUCAUAUGUACUUAUUGUGUAUGAUGUUACCAAUCGAAAGUCAUAUUUGAACAUUUCAAUGUGGAUAGAGGAAGUGCGUACAAAGCGAGGAAAUGAUGCGGUUAUAGUCCUUGUUGGGAACAAAACCGACCUUGUUGACAAAAGGCAAGUAUCAAUAGAAGAAGGAGACGGUCAAGCUCGUAAAUUCGGGUGUAUGUUUAUAGAAACUAGUACAAAAGAUGGAUUCAACGUUAGGCAUGUCUUCUUCAGGAUUAUAUCAAAUGUGCGAGAAUAUAAGAAACCCCAUAAUAAUCCGAGUCCUAACUUAAGUAAUCAACAACCAUCACCACAAGAAUCUCAACAGACACCACCAAAUCGACCUCAAGAACAGGAUAUUCAGCCUCAACAUCCGCAACUUGCACUACCCACACCUCAAGCGAGUAGCUCAUGUGAGUCAUUAGAGGAUAUUGUGAAGAACCUCGUGAUCACACAACAACAAUACAUACAGGAUACCCAGGCGAGUUUAAAGAAUCUUGAGAAAGCUAUUGAGCAAUUAGUUGCAUUUGUUGGAAAGUUGGAAGCUAAAGAGUGGUUUCCAAGCCAAACUGAGUUCAAUCUAAAGUAA
Lactuca virosa is the source of this 942-nucleotide messenger RNA. NCBI's taxonomy places the organism in Eukaryota, Viridiplantae, Streptophyta, Magnoliopsida, Asterales, Asteraceae. The record is from the annotation of a GenBank genome assembly.